AUGAGUUACGAAGAGCCUGCUAUACACAACGACCAAGAAAGCGUGAUUGGAACCAACGCUAAGGACUCGAGUGACGCCGCCUACAUCACCAUCGGCCGCACCCGUGUGCCUAUUGAGGAUGUCCUCACUGCCUACGCCGGUACUUUGAACCCCGGUAUUGCCGCCCCUUCGACCCAUAGAUUCGCCAACCCGACCCCCGUUGGUCUAGGUGGCUUUGCCAUGACCACCUUUUGUCUGUCGAUUGCCAAUUUCCAGGGCUUUGGCAUCAAACUGCCUAACGCAAUUGUUCCCCUUGCCGUCUUCUAUGGGGGUCUUACCCAGCUUUUGGCAGGCAUGUGGGAGAUUGCCGUCGAGAAUACCUUUGGUGCUGUCGCUCUCUCUGGAUACGGCUCCUUCUGGCUUUCGUGGGCUUGCAUCAACAUUCCGUGGUUCGGAGUUUCUCAGGCUUAUGCCGCUGUUGACGAUGGCCCACGUAUGAUGCAGAAGUUUGUCGGUUUUUACUUGCUUGCCUGGUGCAUCUUCACCACCGGUAUGUGCGUCUGUACCGUCAAAUCUACCCUCGCCUUCUUCGCCAUGUUCUUCCUUCUUUCGGUAACUUUCCUUCUUUUGGCCAUCGGCGAGCUGUGUCCUUCCGAGGGUGCCACAAAGGCCGGAGGUAUCGUAGGUAUUAUUGUGGGUGUUAUUGCCUGGUACAAUACAUUUGCUGGUGUGGCCACCAAGGAGAACUCAUAUAUCACGGUCCGCCCCAUCUACUUACCAGGCAGUGCUGGCUUUACCAAGCUCAAAUCCGCUUGA
Molecule: messenger RNA, 795 nt
Organism: Wickerhamiella sorbophila
Lineage: Eukaryota; Fungi; Ascomycota; Dipodascomycetes; Dipodascales; Trichomonascaceae
Product: Ammonia transport outward protein 2
Exons: 1
Coding region: 1-795 (264 amino acids)
Cellular component (GO): plasma membrane
Molecular function (GO): acetate transmembrane transporter activity
Source: RefSeq, a predicted model, not a curated record